GCUCAGUGUGUUACGUUUGUCCUAUGUGCUGUGCGGUGCUGUGAGAGCGAGCAGGGCGGACGGUGUAUCCGGAGUUUAUUAAUUGAGUGUGAGACGCUGAGAAAAGUGAUAAACCAUGGGAGGCCUUCACUUCGGAGACCUAGCUAAAGUGCGGCACAUCAUCACCUACAGUCUGUCUCCUUUCGAACAGAAAGCUUUCCCACACUUUUUUUCCAAAGGCAUUCCGAACGUGUGGCGGAGAUUCUCAGCACAGGUGUUAAAAGUGGCCCCACCUUUUUUGCUCAUGUAUAUAACAUAUUCCUGGGGAACCCAAGAACAUGCAAACAACAAGAAGAAGAUCCCAUCCUUGUUUGAAAAUGACAAGUAAAGUUGCCUCUUUGGAGAUCUGUGGCAUUUUUUUUCUGUGACUCUGUUCCUCUUACAGAUGGCAGAAAGAAUUAUUUAUUUGUCUUUCGCACCAUUUGUGAGCCAUAAAUAAAAUUGUUUCAAAUUGA
This is a messenger RNA of Pelobates fuscus (common spadefoot toad), 494 nucleotides long. Its product is annotated as cytochrome b-c1 complex subunit 8. NCBI's taxonomy places the organism in Eukaryota, Metazoa, Chordata, Amphibia, Anura, Pelobatidae. The record is from RefSeq and is a predicted model, not a curated record. The coding region runs from base 116 to 367 and encodes 83 amino acids. The transcript has 3 exons. Gene Ontology annotation, biological process: mitochondrial electron transport, ubiquinol to cytochrome c.